Messenger RNA from Elaeis guineensis (African oil palm), 2010 nucleotides. NCBI's taxonomy places the organism in Eukaryota, Viridiplantae, Streptophyta, Magnoliopsida, Arecales, Arecaceae. The record is from RefSeq and is a predicted model, not a curated record.
AAAAUCUGAGCCAUCAUCUAAACUUCAUUGUUGGGCCGCUCCAAGCCUCUCAGCUCUCACCCGAUUGAGACUCUCGAACAGGAAAAGGAGAGGAACCACCGAACACCCCCUCCAAUCACACAAUCCAAACCCCCUUAUCUCUAGAGACCAAUCUACAAAUGGGUUGCCUCCAAACCUGAACCAACCAAAUGCCUAGGGCGGCCACACGAGGGGACGGGGAGACAUGGAGGCGAUUGAGGUGGAGGCAGGUGACCUAGAUAUUGAGGCUGGAGGGCUAGAGGAAGAAGAUGGCAGAGGCGAUGAGGAUGGAGGAGAUGAAGAGGGAAGAGGUAGAGAGAAAGGAACCGCAGCAGCGGCCCUUGCUGCGAUGGCGCCAGCAAACGGGGUAGGCUAGAAGGAGGACACAUGUGGGAGGCUUGUGGUAGGGUUUUAGAUCUGAGAGGCGGGGAUGCCGUAGCACAGAGACAGUGGAGGGAGGAGCGGCGCCACUGGGUCUCCAAUUUUCGCCAUCACCCUAUGGAUGGGGUCGUGAUAGCGCAGAGGCGGAGGCGGUGAAGGGAGAAGCGGCCCCACUGGGUCUUCGAUCUUCAACAUCAUUCUAAACUACAAAUGGAUGGCCAUGGCAGGAAAAAGAAUGUGUCUCUUUUACUUCCUUUAUGGUAAGAGGGUUUGUAACAGCUAAUGGAAUGGAAAAGAAAAGAACAAGCGAUGAGUUUGAACCAGGACCUAUUCCUCCUUCACAACCAGUGGACAGGUUUGGAUUUAUAAAACAAGAGCAGAACUCUCCAGAUGGCAUAACUAAAAGCAGGCCUGCCAAUGAACAUGAGAGGGAAGAAAGGAGGAUUAGAAAGUGGAGGAAAAUGAUAGGUGUCGGUGGAAGCGAUUGGAAGCAUUAUGUUAGAAGGAAACCUCAUGUGGUUAAGAGGCGUAUAAGAAAGGGAAUUCCUGAUUGUUUGAGAGGACUUGUCUGGCAAUUGAUUUCUGGAAGUCGAGACCUUUUGCUAAUGAAUCCAGGGGUUUAUGAGCAACUAGUGAUAUAUGAGACAUCAGCAUCAGAGUUGGAUAUAAUUCGUGACAUAUCUCGAACUUUUCCUUCGCAUGUUUUCUUUCAACAGAGGCAUGGACCAGGCCAAAGGUCCCUAUACAAUGUUCUGAAGGCAUACUCUGUAUAUGACAGGGAUGUUGGAUAUGUUCAGGGGAUGGGAUUUUUAGCAGGUUUGUUGCUUCUUUACAUGAGUGAAGAAGAUGCAUUUUGGCUAUUAGUUGCUUUGUUGAAGGGGGCUGUUCAUGCACCCAUGGAAGGCUUAUAUCUGGCAGGUUUGCCACUUGUCCAACAAUACUUAUUUCAAUUUGAGCAAUUAGUGAAAGAACAUUUGCCAAAAUUGGGUCAACAUUUUUCUGAAGAAAUGAUUAGUCCAAGCAUGUAUGCAAGUCAAUGGUUCAUUACUGUUUUCUCAUACUCAUUCCCUUUCUCUUUGGCGCUUCGCAUCUGGGAUGUAUUUCUCUAUGAGGGGGUGAAAGUUGUUUUUAAAGUUGGGUUGGCUUUGUUGAGGUUCUGCCACGAUGGCUUGAUAAAACUUCCUUUCGAGAAACUGAUACAUGCUUUGCGUAACUUCCCUGAGGAUGCAAUGAAUCCAGAUACACUAUUACCACUUGCCUUCUCAAUCAAGGUGUCAAAACGCUUGGAGGAGCUUAAACAAGAAUAUGAGAAGAGAAACGUGGCAUCGUUACAGCAAACAGGGUCCGCCAAUAGGCAGCAGCUGGCUAUUAAGGAUAAAGAGUUUUCUAUCAGGCCCGAAACCAGCAAUUGUGUACCGAAAGAUGAUUCAUCUCGCUGAACCCUUGCACUGAAAUGGAGGCAAUAAUACGAAAGUAACAAUAUAACAUGCAAAAUUCCUUUUUGUAAAGCGUAUGCCCAUUCUUUUUUCAUUCUUUUCUUGGAUACAUUAUUAUGUCAAACUCUGGCUUUGUUAAGUAAUAAGACUCUAUCAGUCUAUCUUAUCCUUUACA